CAACCGAAAACCUAUAAAAACAGGACGGGGUAAUUUUGAUUGAUCCCACUCGUUACGAGCUUCAGCGUUGCUCACGAAUCACUGCGAAGAAUCACUUGCUGGUCAAGCCAUUCAGCCCUAAAAUUUUCCAACCCACGAAAAAACCCACUUACGAAUCUUUACGACCAUCAUGUCAGCGAAAUCAUUGUUGCGAGCAGGAAUUUCCUCCCCUCGUAGUUUUAGGUCUCCUUCGACUCCAAAGUCUAUCCUCAAACGUCCACCUCCUCUUGCUUUAUCUCAGAGCCCUUUCAGAGCGAGCGUCACGAUAGUCGUCUCCCCUGGAAGCCCUCAUGUGCAUUUUCCUUCUUCUCCUGGUUUGACUGCUACUUUUACAACUCAUUCACCGAACUCGUACGACCGUGGCGCUAUCAUAGUCUCUCCUAAUCCGCUUGAGUUACCCUCUUGGGGUUCCCGAAUUUACUCCCCUGGGUCUGAAACCUUUGGGAAGCCGGCGUCCACGGAGUCGAGUCCGGCGGAGGAACUCACUCCCACUUUUAAAUCGUUCACUCCGCCUAUCCUCUCGCUCUCCUCUCCCAGCUUCGACGAGGUUUUCCCGAAGUCCCCUAUCUCAGAAACCAAGCCCACUAGUCGCGCCAGCGCUCGUUUCCAAGCUAUUGCUGCUGAGCCUACGAUUCGACCUAUUAGUGGCAUCGGAGAAGCCCUCAAAUCGUAUCCUCGCUCGCCUUAUCCCUCGGCUCCAACUUCCCCUGCUCCCGCCGUCCUUGCGGACACGGAGAAGAAUCAUGUUGUUGGGACUGAGGGUGCCUUUACUGGUAGAGUUUGGUCGCGGACCAAAACUGUGUAUGGAAGCAAUCCCUCGCUCGUCUCUCGCGAGGCUGGAGCGAAACCUAAGGCCAAGAAGGUACCGCCCGCAAUUACUAUCAUCGGGCGCUCUGUCGAUAUGGUUUCCUCUCCUUUGAGGCAAGAUUUUUUAGCUCCUGUUGAGGAGUCUCCUCAGCAUACUGCGACUGCUGCCAAUACAGCCGGCAAAAACCAUGCUCAACUCACUCAGGCGUUUUGGCAGUCUAUGUCGUUGGAUGAGACUGCAGAUAUGACCUCUCCUUAUAAUACUAACGAGGAUCUUGUUACCUUUAGUCCCGGCAGUAUGAUUUCUCCCAUGAUUUUCGCAACAAAGGAAGGUGUGGUGUGGACUCCACCCCGUAGAGAUGCGCUCUUCCACAAGAAGGAUCUGAUGGAUAUGCCAAUAAAAUCGAGUGACUCUCGCGCAAUGGUCAUGUCACCCUCCCCUGAAGAUCCGUUCUCCGCCUUUCCUUCUUUCUCUGCUGUCCUAUCCAUGGAUCAUGGGAAACAGGAGUCGAUAAUCGCUUAUCCUCCUGCUGCUGUAACUGUGGAGUCCGCUUCUGAAAGACGAUAAGUUUCUCAUGGCGUAGCCUAAAGAGUCUGUGCUCGUUCGACUUUCUACUAGUCGACUUUCCGUAGUUUGUUACCAGCUUGUUGGCGUUUUCUACCAAAUUCCAUUCAUUUGUGGGGUUUAAC
Molecule: messenger RNA, 1536 nt
Organism: Lentinula edodes (shiitake mushroom)
Lineage: Eukaryota; Fungi; Basidiomycota; Agaricomycetes; Agaricales; Omphalotaceae
Exons: 2
Coding region: 170-1414 (414 amino acids)
Source: RefSeq, a predicted model, not a curated record